This is a messenger RNA of Lycium ferocissimum, 1664 nucleotides long. Its product is annotated as 3-ketoacyl-CoA thiolase 2, peroxisomal. Gene Ontology annotation, cellular component: peroxisome. Gene Ontology annotation, biological process: phenylacetate catabolic process; fatty acid beta-oxidation. Lineage: Eukaryota; Viridiplantae; Streptophyta; Magnoliopsida; Solanales; Solanaceae. Bases 75 to 1469 code for a protein of 464 amino acids. The record is from RefSeq and is a predicted model, not a curated record. Gene Ontology annotation, molecular function: acetyl-CoA C-acyltransferase activity. The transcript has 14 exons.
AGACGAUCAGCUCAUAUUAUUAGAUCAAUUUUUUUUGCAUCUCUUUACUGAAGAUUAAGAAAGAAUCUUGAAAUAUGGAAAAAGCAAUUGAGAGACAAAGAGUUCUUCUUCAACAUCUUCGUCCUUCACAAACUUCUUCUUCUUUGGAAAACAUUGAUUCAUCCAUUUCUGCAUCUGUAUGCGCUGCUGGAGACAGUGCUGCUUACCAGAGGACUUCGGUUUUUGGAGAUGAUGUCGUCAUAGUUGCUGCAUAUAGGACUCCUCUUUGCAAAGCAAAGAGAGGAGGCUUCAAGGAUACUUAUCCUGAUGAUUUACUUGCUCCAGUUUUAAAGGCGGUGAUGGAAAAGACUAAUGUGAGCCCUAGUGAAGUUGGGGAUAUUGUUGUCGGCUCAGUGUUGGCCCCAGGUUCCCAGAGAGCGAGCGAGUGCAGAAUGGCUGCAUUUUAUGCUGGUUUCCCUGAAACUGUCCCAGUUAGAACUGUGAACCGGCAAUGUUCAUCAGGACUUCAAGCAGUUGCUGAUGUAGCUGCAGCUAUUAAAGCUGGAUUUUAUGACAUUGGUAUUGGUGCUGGAUUGGAGUCUAUGACCACAAACCCAAUGGCAUGGGAAGGAUCAGUCAACCCAAGAGUUAAGCAAAUGGCACAAGCUCAAGACUGUCUUCUUCCUAUGGGUAUUACUUCUGAGAAUGUUGCACACCGUUUUGGUGUGACAAGGCAGGAACAAGACCAGGCUGCAGUUGAUUCUCAUCGUAAGGCUGCUGCAGCUACUGCUUCCGGAAAAUUCAAAGAUGAAAUAAUUCCUGUAGCCACAAAGAUUGUUGAUCCAAAAACCGGGGAUGAGACACCAGUAACGAUCUCUGUUGAUGAUGGAAUACGACCAAAUGCUUCUGUGGCAGACUUGGCAAAAUUGAAACCAGUGUUCAAGAAGAGUGGAACUACUACUGCUGGGAACUCCAGCCAAGUUACUGAUGGUGCUGGAGCUGUACUUCUUAUGAAAAGAAGUAUUGCAAUGCAAAAGGGGCUUCCUAUCCUUGGUGUAUUCAGGACUUUUGCUGCCGUUGGUGUAGACCCUGCCAUUAUGGGAAUUGGUCCGGCUGUUGCAAUUCCAGCUGCUGUUAAAUCUGCAGGCCUUGAACUUGAAGAUAUUGAUCUCUUUGAGAUAAAUGAGGCAUUCGCAUCACAGUAUGUCUAUUGCCGGAAGAAGCUUGAACUUGACCCAGAGAAGAUCAACGUGAAUGGAGGUGCAAUGGCCAUCGGUCAUCCUUUAGGCGCUACAGGAGCACGAUGCGUUGCGACACUGUUACAUGAGAUGAAACGUCGUGGAAAAGACUGCCGCUUUGGUGUGGUUUCUAUGUGCAUAGGCACUGGAAUGGGGGCUGCUGCUGUCUUUGAAAGAGGAGACUCCUGUGAUGAGCUACGCAAUGCUCGUCAAAUUGAAAGCCACAACCUUCUGUCUAAAGAUGCUCUUUAAAAGAGAGAAGGCAUACACAGUAGUUUCAUUAAAUAAUAUUUACAGAGAACAAGAAUAAGUGUAGUCUUGAGACAUUUUCUUGGAAGAAAUGUUUUCUAAAAUUGCAUUAAUUUGGUUGGAAGACCCCUGUAUUUUGGGUAUUGCUUUCAUUGUUUUAUGUUUAUUAAUAUAAGAGCAGUUAUGUUCUUUUCAUUU